UGUAUGUCCAGGGCGCACCCUCUUUUUCAGCUGUUGAAUCCUUUGAAUUUUUUAAAGAUUUCUCUCAAAAAUCCUUAGUCUAAUUGAGAUAUGAAGAAGUAACAAGUACCAUUUGAUUUUGCAGCAGCUCGGCGGCCCUUAGGCAAGGAUGAGGGACCGUCAAGCUGUUGACAGCCUACUUCUGAAGGAGCUGAAGUCAUGUUGUGCUCAAGAGUACAGCUUCCUUCCCAGAGAGGCCGGCCUGAAGUUGAUGGAGUCGGCUUCCGCAAAGAGUCACAUCGGUGUGUCUGUAAAAUGCCGAGACCACAGAGUGGAGGAACUGUGGGGCCUGACCAGCUUCUUUGGCUACAGCACCCAAACAUUUGUUCAAGCUGUCAACCUGUUAGAUAGAUUCCUUGCCAUCAUGAAGGUGCAGCCCAAACACUUGCCCUGUAUUGGAGUGUGCUGUCUUCACAUGGCUUCCAAAAUGAUCGAGGAAGAGAGCAAUGUCUCGCCAACCCAAGAACUCAUACGCAUCAGUCAAAGCCGGUUUACAGUGUCAGAUUUGUGUCGUAUGGAGAAGAUCAUCUCAGAGAAGCUCAGUGUGGAGACCAAAGCAGUGACAGCCUUAACCUUUCUACACCUCUACUACUCUGGCUUCCAAAACCAGCUUGUUGAAAGUGAGAAGAUCCCCAGCAUUGGGAGACUGGAAGCCCAGUUAAAGGCUUGCUUGUGCCAAUUUACAUUUUCUAAAGCAAAACCAUCAGUGCUGGCACUGUCGCUCAUUGCUCAAGAAUUUGAUGUUCUCCAAUCUGUCACCUCGUUGAAGAUUGUUCAACAGUUUCAAAAACACCUCAAGAUCAGUGACAACGAGCUGCUUCUCUGGAAGGAAUUUGUUGCCAAGUGCAUGAGCGAGUACCACUCGAGUGAAUGUAACAAACCAGACAAUAAAAAGCUGGUUUGGAUCGUGUCCCGAAGAACAGCACAGAAUCUCCAGGCCAAUCGCUUCAGUGUGCCAGGUCUGCCAACCAUUCCUGAGGGAGGCUGGGAUGAGAGUGAAAGCGAGGACUCCUGUGAGGACAUGAGCAGUGGAGAAGACAGUCCUUGCGGCUCACCAGGAAGUGACGGCGAGGGAGCUUUCUUUCCCUCCAUCUUCCCUAUUUGCAGAAAGUGAUGAGUCAUUAGUGUGUGUUUGUUGUUGCCUUCAAAUGUAGUCUUGCCCUCCUGCACAGGAUAUGUUACUGCCAGCUAAGCAUUGCCAUACUUUGAAGCUGUUUUUUCAACUGUGGCGUUCGAGCUAACAAUUUUUUAAAAAUUCAUUUAUUUUUGUGUUAUUAAUACAAUUGUUGUUUCCAGAAGUUGCCUUUGGUUCCAGGUUGCUUGCUAAACUAUUUUAUGUUGUGUUUUUUUUUUACACUGACUGUACUGUUAAUCUUAGCACUCGUUGUGCUGUUGCCUAGCAGCCGUAGUCUCACGACUUCACACUGGGACAUAUCUGCCCACGUCAUGACCACGAGCUCAGCAGUUGAAGGCAGGGCAUCAGCGGAAAUGUAGCUGAUUUAUAUUCACCAACAUGACUCCACACAAACCUGUGUCAUGUCUUAUAUAACAGGUUGUGAUCAUGAAGUGCCUGCAUUGAUUGUCAGUUCCUCCACAUGUCCAAACGUCUCCGAAUGCGAAAAUGGAAACGUGCAAUAUCUCAGCAGCUUGAGCGCAAUACAUUUGAACCUGUCUUUUAUUGUGGUGUCCAGUCUCCACACAUUCCAGAACAAACAGUUACAAGCACAAGGACUCACAGUUAAAACCAUCCCAGACACCAGUGUCAUCAUCAGUCCCGUUUAAAAACUGAUUUUUUUUAACUGUAUAGCCUUUUCUGUAUAUGUUCAUUUACAUGCGUUGGUAUAUGCUACCAUAAUAUGAUAUGAUGAUUCAGUGUUAACAUAUCUGACUGUAUAUGCAUGAAAACAUGUAUUUAUGUGUGUGUACAUGUUUACCAAGAUAAGCUAAAAAGUAAAAAAAAAAUGUAUAUAACCUGUAAAAACCAAAAACAAAGAAAAUGUAUUUUUGCAACAUAGAGUUUAUGUGGAAUAAGUUGAAUUUCUAAGAAAAAAAAUCCAUCCUAAUAAACAUUUAUAUUUUUAUCUA
Cynoglossus semilaevis (tongue sole) is the source of this 2124-nucleotide messenger RNA. RefSeq names its product cyclin-G2. Lineage: Eukaryota; Metazoa; Chordata; Actinopteri; Pleuronectiformes; Cynoglossidae. Bases 149 to 1153 code for a protein of 334 amino acids. The transcript has 8 exons. The record is from RefSeq and is a predicted model, not a curated record.